AGAGUCAUAAGACCACGACAUCACGUGAUCCGUUGUUGCGCUAUAAAGCCAUCAGCGUGCUGUGCCUCUCAAGUUGUUUAUUUCCGCCAAGUGGGUUUUUUGGGGAGUGAGGCACACAUUUCAAAGAGAACGACAGCCAGCAGACAAAAGACAGAAUGUGGCGGCUGGCUUUCCUGUGCGUGGUCUCAGCCCUUUCGGUUAGCUGGGCUCGACCUCGCCUAGCUCCCCUCUCCCAUGAGAUGGUAAACUUCAUCAAUAAAGCAAACACUACUUGGAAGGCUGGACACAACUUCCGUGAUGUAGACUACAGCUAUGUGAAGAGGCUGUGUGGGACACUGCUGAAAGGACCGAAACUCCCCGUCAUGGUACAGUAUGCUGAUGACCUCAAGCUCCCCGCUAACUUUGACCCCAGAGAGCAGUGGCCCAACUGCCCCACUCUUAAAGAGAUCAGAGACCAGGGUUCUUGCGGUUCAUGCUGGGCAUUUGGUGCUGCUGAAGCCAUAUCUGACAGAAUCUGCAUCCACAGCAAUGCCAAAGUGAGUGUGGAGAUCUCCGCUCAGGACCUGCUUACCUGCUGUGACCGCUGUGGCUUUGGAUGUGACGGUGGAUACCCCUCAUCUGCUUGGAAUUUCUGGAGCUCUGACGGUCUGGUCAGCGGUGGACUCUAUAACUCCCAUAUUGGCUGCCGUCCAUACACCAUUGAACCCUGUGAGCAUCAUGUGAAUGGCAGUCGCCCUCCUUGUACCGGAGAGGGUGGAGACACUCCUAACUGUGAUAUGUCCUGUGAAGCUGGAUACAGCCCCUCUUACAAGGAGGACAAACACUUUGGGAAAACAUCCUAUAGUGUCCCAUCUAAUCAGAAGGACAUUAUGAAUGAGCUCUUUAAGAACGGCCCAGUAGAGGGAGCUUUCACGGUCUACGAGGACUUCCUGCUGUAUAAAUCAGGUGUAUAUCAGCAUGUGAGUGGAUCUGCACUAGGGGGUCAUGCCAUUAAGAUCCUGGGCUGGGGAGAGGAGAAUGGUGUCCCCUACUGGCUUGCUGCUAACUCUUGGAACACUGACUGGGGUGAUAAUGGAUAUUUCAAGAUUCUCCGAGGUGAGGACCACUGUGGCAUUGAAUCUGAAAUUGUGGCUGGAAUCCCAAUGUAACCAAAAACGGCAAGAGGAGGGCUGAAAUGAGUACCGUUCAAUUUAGACAUUGAACAUCUUCAACUUUAAACUGACUGCCACUGUCUAUGGCCAUGAUACAUGAUGCAUUUAUUGUUAAUCACGGAGUUUUUAUAAAAGGGAUCCUUGAUCAGGUAUGUUUUAGAACUGGAAUGACAAUAAGGCACUGCAGAAUGUAAACCGGUCCGGGUCAUUGGGUCAAUUUUGGAUCAGUUUUAGAAUUUCAGCACAACUAUGCAUCAGCCAUAUUUUUCCAGUAUGUUUGACUUUUAAAAUGAGCUUAUUUAGGUUGAAUGGUUUUUAAUUGAUUUGUUUUAAUGCACUGUCUAAUGUAAUAAAUACUAAAAGUAU
Messenger RNA from Carassius auratus (goldfish), 1517 nucleotides. RefSeq names its product cathepsin B. The transcript has 10 exons. The record is from RefSeq and is a predicted model, not a curated record. NCBI's taxonomy places the organism in Eukaryota, Metazoa, Chordata, Actinopteri, Cypriniformes, Cyprinidae. Gene Ontology annotation, molecular function: cysteine-type endopeptidase activity. Gene Ontology annotation, biological process: proteolysis; regulation of catalytic activity. The coding region runs from base 156 to 1148 and encodes 330 amino acids.